AUGGCCCAGACCGCGUCGGCCAUGGAAUUGUUUCUCGACACCGACGAAAGCCGCAACGCAACCUUUGUCGGAUCCGUGAUUUCCGCCGCACCUAAGGCUACCACGUACCUAGUUAGGGGAUUGGCUGACCCCAACUGCACCGUCGAGCGGACCCCUCCCGCCAGCCACACAAAGGUCUACUGCCCAGCUUCAGACAUUGGAGCCCCCCGGCACCACUGGCGCCAGGCUCUCCAGGACCCUCUUGGUGUCGGCCGACGUGUCCUUGACGAUGCCGAUGAGCGGUCUGAACUCUCGGGCGUGCCCGCGUACCCCACGCACUCGCACAGCCAGCUCUCGCUCGUCAUGGCCGUGACGCCCUCGGUGCGCAGCCGCGCAGGAGCCAACGCCAGUGGCAGCUCCUAG
Molecule: messenger RNA, 402 nt
Organism: Diaporthe citri
Lineage: Eukaryota; Fungi; Ascomycota; Sordariomycetes; Diaporthales; Diaporthaceae
Exons: 2
Coding region: 1-402 (133 amino acids)
Source: RefSeq, a predicted model, not a curated record